Molecule: messenger RNA, 978 nt
Organism: Chenopodium quinoa (quinoa)
Lineage: Eukaryota; Viridiplantae; Streptophyta; Magnoliopsida; Caryophyllales; Amaranthaceae
Product: glutathione S-transferase U17-like
Exons: 2
Coding region: 57-746 (229 amino acids)
Biological process (GO): glutathione metabolic process
Cellular component (GO): cytoplasm
Molecular function (GO): glutathione transferase activity
Source: RefSeq, a predicted model, not a curated record
AUUACACAUACAUUUCAUUACAAACAUCCUCAUAUUUGAAAGAAAGAGAGAGAAAAAUGGGGAAAGAAGUGAAGGUGUUGGGAGCAUGGCCAAGCCCAUUUGUGAUGAGACCAAGAAUCGCACUCCAUUUGAAAUCAAUUGAAUAUGAUUUCAUCGAAGAAACAAUGCAACCAAAAAGUGAGCUUUUGCUUAAAUCAAACCCGGUUCACAAGAAAAUCCCGGUUCUUCUUCACAAUGAUAAGCCGGUUUGUGAGUCCCUCAUUAUUGUUCAAUACAUUGAUGAGGCCUUUUCAUCUGGUCCGUCCAUUCUACCUUCUGAUCCUUACGAUCGUGCCAUCCAACGCUUCUGGGCUGCUUACAUCGAUGACAAGUGGUUCCCAAAUUUACAAGGAGUAGCCAAGGCACAAACUGAUGAAGCAAGAGCAGCAGCAUUAGAGCAAACUAGUGAAGGGUUGUCAUUGCUUGAGGAUGCCUUUGUCAAGUGCAGCAAAGGGGAGCCCUUUUUCAGCGGCGGCAGCAUUGGAUACCUUGACAUUGCCCUAGGGUGCUACUUGGGGUGGUUGCGCGUCUCUGAAAAGAUGAACAACAUUAAGCUGCUCAAUGAGGAGAAGACUCCUAACCUCCUUGCCUGGUCUGAAAGGUUUUCUGCUGCUGAUGCUGUCAAGGAUUUCAUGCCUGAGACUGACAAGCUUAUGGAGUUUGCCAAGAUUAUUAUGGCUAGGUUCAAAGCAGCUGCUUCUAACUAAAAAUUAUAGGCAUGGUUGUUGUAUGAUGGCUUCUAAGAGACUAGUAUUUCAGCUGGUUGAUGAUGAUAUAUGGUGUAACUUAAACCUUUUGUACUUGAAGUUUAUGCUAGUUUAAAUCACUCUUAAAAUAAACGUGCUCUAUGUUCUUCGGAAACCAAAGUGUUCUAUUUCAUCAAUUGUUCUUUAAACUUUGUAGUCUCUUUUAUGAAACCAGAGUAUUCUGUUUCAUCAA